AUGCUCAAAACCCAACACGUUCUUCUUAAUCCAAUAUCUGAUAAACCCUCAUCGAAUUCCUCUCCUCGUUCUGGCGAUGUGAGUAAUGAACCACGGAGAAACACACAACAAUGUAAUCAAGAAGAAGAUGUUCCAGUCUUGGUUGAUGGGCCAGAUACUUCCUCCUUCACCGCAUUUCUCUACUCAUUCUUAUCACCAGGAAGAUCAGAAAACGAGUCUGAAUAUUCAGAAUGCCACGACAACCAAGUGGUAACUAGCUACAGAAAUGACACAUCAUCCCCAAACGUUUCAAAAGAAAACAAUGGAAAGAAAGGUCUAUUCUCUAAGGGCAAACAGUCACUCGACAAGGCUCUUUCACAAGCUGCUAGGUUUAGUGGGUAUCGAUCUCAUGCAUCUGGGAAAGUAAACACUGAAUUAAAGAUUGAUGACAUGAAAGAAACAAGCUCUCAAUUUGACACUAAUGAUGGGGUUCCUGUACAAAAUGUGAUUGCAUCUUUUCCUUCUGAUAAACUUCCAAAAAUGUCAGAACCUUCACAACUUAUGACAGAAAAUACACGUUCUGAUCUUUAUGUUGCACUCCCUGUUCUCAGUCAAGGAAAGAAAUGGGUCUUACUAUACAGUACAUGGAGGCAUGGCAUAUCUCUUUCAAUCUUAUAUAGAAGAAGCAAUCUUUGCCCUGGGUUAAUGAUGGGUUUUUGGUCAUAA
Molecule: messenger RNA, 705 nt
Organism: Lactuca sativa (garden lettuce)
Lineage: Eukaryota; Viridiplantae; Streptophyta; Magnoliopsida; Asterales; Asteraceae
Source: RefSeq, a predicted model, not a curated record